Messenger RNA from Phascolarctos cinereus (koala), 8068 nucleotides. It is a transcript of the gene CHD1, whose product is annotated as chromodomain helicase DNA binding protein 1. Gene Ontology annotation, molecular function: DNA binding; chromatin binding; ATP binding. Gene Ontology annotation, biological process: nucleosome organization. The record is from RefSeq and is a predicted model, not a curated record. NCBI's taxonomy places the organism in Eukaryota, Metazoa, Chordata, Mammalia, Diprotodontia, Phascolarctidae. Gene Ontology annotation, cellular component: nucleus; chromatin.
CGCUCGCGUACGGCUCGUUACUUCUCUCUCCUCUCCUCUCUCUGUUUGUGUUUCAAUAAUGAAUUGAUUGUUGUAGCCACAACUGAGAAUCGCCAGAUCGUGCCACAGGCCCGCGUUUCCCCUCCCCUCCUCGCCCUCCUUCCCUUUUUCCCUCCCUUUCCGUACACACGCGCACACGCGCACACACACACUCACACACAUACACACAUACACACGCGCGCGCGCGCGCGCACACACAUACACAGACACUACCCGGACGACCGGGACCAGAGUCUCUCCACAGCGGCCGCAGCGCGGCCCGGGCUCCGGGAGACCAGCAGAGUCCCACCGCCGGCCGGGGACACCCUUUCCACAGGUAAUUUGAAGAGAGUCCGAAAUAACUUGUGACCAUUUGGAAGGAAGCAAGGAACAGUCUGAAGUAAACAAUCCAGCUUGUAAACUGGGAAGAUUUAUAUUUUAUUUUAAACUUCUGAAUAUUUACAAUGAAUGGACACAGUGAUGAAGAAAGUGUUAGAAACAGUAGUGGAGAAUCAAGCCAGUCGGAUGAUGAUUCUGGAUCAGCCUCUGGAUCUGGUUCUGGAUCAAGCUCCGGAAGCAGUAGUGAUGGGAGCAGCAGUCAGUCAGGCAGCAGUGAUUCUGACUCCGGGUCUGACUCAGGCAGUCACUCUGAUUCUGAGUCAGAUACUUCUAGAGAAAAGAAAGUACAAUCAAAACCACCAAAAGUUGAUAGCUCUGAGUUUUGGAAAUCAAAUCCUAGUGUUCUGGCUGUCCAAAGAUCUGCAAUGCUUAGAAAGCAGCAGCAGCAGCAACAACAAACUUCCUCCAAUAGUGGAUCAGAAGAGAAUUCUUCUAGCAGUGAAGAUUCUGAAGAUGAGUCAUCCAGUGAGGUCAAGAGGAAAAAACAUAAAGAUGAGGAUUGGCAGAUGUCAGGGUCAGGAUCUCCCUCCCAGACGGGUUCAGAUUCUGAAUCAGAAGAAGAAAGAGAAAAAAGCAGUUGUGAUGAAAGUGAAUCUGACUAUGAGCCAAAAAAUAAAGUCAAAAGCAGGAAACCUCAAAUCAGAACUAAAGCAAAAAAUGGAAAGAAGAUCUCUGGACAGAAGAAGAGACAGAUUGAUUCUUCUGAAGAAGAUGAUGAUGAUUAUGAUAAAAGAGGUUCUCGUCGCCAGGCAACUGUCAAUGUUAGUUAUAAGGAAGAUGAAGAAAUGAAAACAGAUUCAGAUGAUUUGUUGGAGGUUUGUGGAGAAGAUGUUCCUCAACCUGAAGAAGAUGAAUUUGAGACAAUAGAAAGGUUUAUGGACAGUAGGAUUGGAAGAAAAGGAGCAACUGGUGCUACUACAACCAUCUAUGCAGUUGAAGCAGAUGGUGACCCCAAUGCUGGAUAUGAAAAAACUAAGGAACCAGGAGAGAUCCAGUAUUUAAUUAAAUGGAAAGGAUGGUCCCAUAUCCAUAACACUUGGGAGACUGAAGAAACCUUAAAACAGCAGAAUGUGAAAGGAAUGAAAAAAUUGGACAAUUACAAGAAGAAAGAUCAGGAAACCAAACGAUGGUUGAAAAAUGCUUCUCCAGAAGAUGUGGAGUAUUAUAAUUGUCAGCAAGAACUUACUGAUGAUCUACAUAAGCAGUAUCAAAUAGUGGAGAGAAUAAUCGCUCAUUCCAAUCAAAAGUCAGCAGCUGGGUAUCCUGAUUAUUAUUGCAAAUGGCAGGGCCUCCCAUAUUCAGAGUGUAGCUGGGAAGAUGGGGCUCUUAUUUCCAAAAAGUUUCAGCCACGCAUCGAUGAAUAUUUCAGCAGGAAUCAAUCCAAAACCACUCCUUUUAAAGAUUGCAAAGUAUUAAAACAAAGGCCAAGGUUUGUUGCACUGAAGAAGCAACCAUCCUAUAUUGGGGGACCAGAAGGUUUAGAAUUAAGAGAUUAUCAGUUGAAUGGUCUAAAUUGGCUUGCUCAUUCUUGGUGCAAAGGAAAUAGCUGUAUACUUGCUGAUGAAAUGGGCCUUGGAAAAACAAUACAGACGAUCUCAUUUCUUAACUAUCUUUUCCACGAACACCAAUUGUAUGGGCCUUUCUUGUUAGUAGUACCACUUUCCACACUCACUUCCUGGCAAAGAGAGAUUCAGACAUGGGCUCCCCAGAUGAAUGCUGUAGUCUAUUUAGGGGAUAUUAACAGCAGAAAUAUGAUAAGAACACAUGAAUGGAUGCAUCUUCAAACCAAACGGUUAAAAUUUAAUAUUCUUUUGACAACUUAUGAAAUUUUAUUGAAAGAUAAGGCUUUCCUUGGUGGCCUGAAUUGGGCAUUCAUAGGUGUAGAUGAAGCUCAUCGAUUAAAGAAUGACGACUCACUUUUAUAUAAGACCUUAAUAGACUUUAAAUCCAAUCAUCGUCUUCUUAUUACUGGAACCCCUCUACAAAAUUCCCUUAAAGAGCUCUGGUCUUUGCUCCACUUCAUCAUGCCAGAAAAAUUUUCUUCCUGGGAAGAUUUUGAAGAGGAACAUGGCAAAGGGAGAGAAUAUGGGUAUGCAAGUCUCCACAAGGAGCUUGAGCCUUUUCUGUUACGCCGAGUUAAGAAAGAUGUAGAAAAAUCUCUGCCUGCCAAAGUUGAGCAAAUUUUAAGAAUGGAAAUGAGUGCAUUGCAGAAGCAAUAUUACAAAUGGAUUUUAACCAGGAAUUACAAAGCCCUUAGCAAAGGUUCAAAGGGCAGUACCUCAGGCUUUUUGAACAUAAUGAUGGAGCUCAAAAAGUGUUGUAACCAUUGCUACCUCAUCAAACCACCUGAUAAUAAUGAAUUCUAUAAUAAACAGGAGGCCUUACAGCAUUUAAUCCGAAGUAGUGGAAAAUUAAUUCUUCUUGAUAAGCUGUUGAUUCGGCUAAAAGAACGAGGCAACAGAGUUUUAAUUUUCUCUCAAAUGGUGCGGAUGUUAGACAUACUUGCAGAAUAUUUGAAGUAUCGUCAAUUCCCUUUUCAAAGAUUAGAUGGUUCAAUCAAAGGAGAAUUAAGAAAACAAGCAUUAGAUCAUUUUAAUGCUGAAGGAUCUGAGGACUUUUGUUUCUUACUUUCCACAAGGGCUGGAGGACUAGGCAUCAAUUUAGCAUCUGCUGACACUGUUGUUAUAUUUGAUUCUGACUGGAACCCACAAAAUGAUCUGCAGGCACAAGCUAGAGCCCAUAGAAUUGGGCAGAAAAAACAGGUUAAUAUUUAUCGUCUAGUUACAAAAGGAUCAGUUGAAGAAGAUAUUCUUGAAAGAGCCAAAAAAAAGAUGGUGCUUGAUCAUCUGGUAAUUCAGAGAAUGGACACAACUGGGAAGACUGUUCUACACACAGGUUCUGCUCCCUCAAGUUCUACACCUUUUAAUAAGGAAGAGUUAUCGGCAAUUUUAAAAUUUGGUGCUGAAGAACUUUUUAAAGAACCUGAAGGAGAAGAACAAGAGCCUCAGGAAAUGGAUAUUGAUGAAAUCCUGAAGAGAGCUGAAACUCAUGAAAAUGAACCAGGCCCAUUAACUGUAGGAGAUGAAUUGCUUUCCCAGUUUAAGGUAGCCAAUUUUUCAAAUAUGGAUGAAGAUGAUAUUGAAUUAGAACCUGAAAGAAAUUCAAGAAAUUGGGAGGAAAUCAUUCCAGAAGAUCAAAGAAGAAGGCUAGAAGAAGAAGAAAGACAAAAGGAACUUGAAGAAAUAUAUAUGCUACCAAGGAUGAGAAACUGUGCAAAACAGAUUAGCUUCAAUGGAAGUGAAGGCCGACGCAGCAGAAGUAGAAGAUACUCUGGAUCCGAUAGUGAUUCGAUAUCUGAAAGAAAAAGGCCAAAGAAACGUGGAAGACCAAGGACUAUCCCGCGAGAGAAUAUUAAAGGAUUUAGUGAUGCAGAAAUUAGGCGGUUUAUCAAGAGUUACAAGAAAUUUGGUGGUCCUCUGGAAAGAUUAGAUGCGAUUGCUCGAGAUGCUGAAUUAGUUGAUAAGUCAGAGACAGACCUCAGACGACUAGGGGAGCUGGUGCAUAAUGGGUGUAUCAAAGCUUUAAAGGAUAGUUCCUCUGGACAGGACCGAACAGGACUCUUGCUAUUUGAACACAGACCUUUUAUGACAGAACCUUGUGGUAGACUUGGAAAAGUGAAGGGUCCAACAUUCCGAAUAUCAGGAGUGCAAGUGAAUGCCAAAUUAGUCAUCUCUCAUGAAGAAGAAUUAGUACCAUUGCACAAAUCGAUUCCAUCAGAUCCAGAAGAAAGGAAACAGUAUACCAUCCCAUGCCACACAAAGGCAGCUCACUUUGAUAUAGACUGGGGCAAAGAAGAUGAUUCCAAUCUAUUAAUUGGCAUCUAUGAAUAUGGGUAUGGCAGCUGGGAAAUGAUUAAAAUGGAUCCUGACCUUAGUUUAACACACAAGAUUCUACCAGAUGAUCCUGAUAAAAAACCCCAAGCAAAGCAGUUGCAGACCCGAGCAGACUACCUCAUUAAAUUACUUAAUAAAGAUCUGGCAAAAAAAGAAGCUCAGAGACUUUCUGGUUCAGGAAAUUCAAAGAGGAGGAAAAUAAGGACUAAGAAGAAUAAAAUGGUGAAGUCUGUUAAAACGAGAGAAGAAAUAAGGAGUGAUUCUUCUCCAUUGCCCUCAGACAAAUCUGAUGAGGAUGAUGACAAGCUCAGUGAAACCAAAUCUGAUAGCAAAGAAAAAUCUAAGAAAUCCACAAUUUCAGAUGCUCCAGUUCAUAUCACUGCAAGUGGUGAACCAGUUCCUAUAUCUGAGGAUUCUGAGGAGCUGGACCAGAAGACAUUCAGUGUUUGCAAAGAAAGAAUGAGGCCUGUCAAAGCAGCCCUGAAACAGCUUGAUAGACCUGAAAAGGGGCUUUCAGAAAGAGAACAGCUGGAACAUACUAGACAGUGUCUAAUCAAAAUUGGUGAUCAUAUCACUGAAUGUCUAAAAGAAUAUACAAAUCCUGAACAAAUUAAGCAGUGGAGAAAGAAUUUGUGGAUUUUUGUGUCCAAGUUCACAGAAUUUGAUGCAAGAAAACUACACAAAUUGUAUAAGCAUGCAAUUAAGAAACGGCAAGACUCUCAGCAAAACAAUGACCAGAACAGCAGCAGCGUGAAUACUCAUAUGAUUAGGAAUCCAGAUAUGGAAAGGCUAAAAGAGAAUACAAAUCAUGAUGACAGCAGCAGGGACAGUUAUUCUUCUGACAGACAUUUGUCUCAAUAUCAUGACCAUAAAGAUAGGCAUCAGGGAGAUGCUUACAAAAAGAAUGAGUCCAGGAAAAGAUCGUAUUCAUCCUUUAGCAAUGGUAAAGAUCACCGGGAAUGGGAUCAUUACAAACAAGAAAGCAGAUACUACAAUGAUAAUAAACACAGAAAAAUGGAUGACCAUAGGAGUAGGGAUCACAGAUCAGUUUUGGAAGGAAGUUUAAAAGACCGACCUCAUCCUGACCACCGUUCUCAUUCAGAUCACCGGUUGCACUCAGAUCAUCGAUCAAGUUCUGAAUAUUCACACCAUAAAACUUCAAGAGAUUAUCGGUAUCAUUCAGAUUGGCAGAUGGACCACAGAGCUUCCAGUAGUGGCCCUAGGUCACCACUAGAUCAGAGGUCUCCUUACGGCUCAAGAUCACCUUUAGGUCAUAGAUCUCCAUUUGAACAUUCAUCUGAUCACAAAAGUACACCUGAGCAUACUUGGAGUAGCCGGAAAACAUAACAAAUACUGACAUUGCCCAUCUGGACUUUGUUUUAGCCAUAUAUCGUAAACUACCACAGUAAUUGCCUUACAUGACUUGAAAGAUAAGGACAGGAUCCUCCAUCAGUAGCAGUAUUGUUACUUCUUUCCAGGAUGCAAGGUCUAUUAUCCCAACAGAAGAAAAAUAUUUUUGUAUUUAAGGAUUAUGCUGCACUGUGUUACAAAGUGUUGUAGCACUUUUUUUUUUAAUAAUGGAAAAUGUUUACUUUUUACAGGGACCUCAACACUGCCCCAUUUAGACUGGAUAAAAUUCUUUGUGUCAGUGAUUUUAGGCUGAACUCCAUUUAAAUUAUGUUUGUAAAUGAACUUUACACACUGACCUGUAAUCAUGUUUCAGGAAGGAAUGAAGAGUUUUGUUUUGUUUUGUUUUUCCUUAGCAAAGAACUCUCAAGGACUUUGUUCACUUUCCAAAGCUACUUGUUUACAUUGUACACUGCGACCACCUUGCCGCUUCUCAUCACAAGCUUGAAUAUUUAAAUUCUGUACCUAUGACUGUAAAAUAUCCGGGAAUUCUUGUUUGUGAUAAAUUGUAAUGCCUUUUUACAAAAUAAAAUAGCUGUAAAUUAUUGUAAAUUAAUUAAAUGAGCUUUCCUUCCCUCCCCCUCUCAGGCUUUUUUUAACUGUUCCUUUCCCCACCAACUCAGGCCUUCUUGUCAUAAAAAAGGACAAAACUCAAUGUAUUAACAACACUUUUUAAUAAAUUGUCUUGAUGGAAUCACUGUUUAGAAUGUAAAAAUGGGGAAAGGGAACAUUAUUCCAUUAUAUUAUCCUUUAGGAUUCCUUUUAUAUUGGAUAUUUUAUUAGAUACAUUUUUUUAAAAGCCAGUGUUGUGAUUGUUUGUAGUAAUGACGUACUAUCUAAACUGCAUGCUCUGAAAACUUUUUUUUUCAGAAGCAUUGGUUUAAAAAAUACCUUUGUGAACACAUCAGAACCCAAAUCAGCCAAAAUUUAUUGUAAAUCCAUUUGUUUUCCUUUUUAAUGUGGGCAAUAAUGUCAAAUGUGCUAUGCAGCCAGUUAAUAUUUUAGAUGAACUGAUUGACUUUUAAUAGAAACUGUUACAAUGCACACUGAUUGUAUAUAGAUACCUUCUACAUAUGACAAAUUAAAUUUAACAAAAAGGAUAUGUGGACUCCUGUACUUUUCUGCCUUUUUACUCCCUCAGCACUUAGCAAAAUUUUUACGAGCUGCCAAAAGUAUAUAUUUUUUGAUAGCCAAUUAAGUAUCAAUCGUCAACACUACAGUUAUAUCUGAUUUAAGGAUACAUGGGCAAAAAUUAUAAUAAACAGCUGACAGUUAAAUUUAGGUCACUGUUUUAGACUGUUUUGGAACUCUGGCUUCUGCAAAUAUUUUAUAUUUUCUUGAGGAUGUUUUGCAUGAAUAUUUGGUUUCUUUGAAUUUUUAGAUCAUGUAAGAUGUUAAAAGUCAAAAUCUUCAACUUCAAAGAACACAGGAGCCUUUUAAUUAUGGAAAAAUUAUUUUUAUAAAAGGUUAUGGAAUAAAAUGAUUUAUAGGUAAAAUAUAUUUUAGAAUAUUGUUUGCCCUUUCAUUUGCCCUCUCAUUUAUUUUACAUGUAUAAAGCGAGUGAAAAUGUAUUGACUAUACUUCAAAAAAAAAAAAAGCAAAGCUUCAUCUUUUCCAUCAGGUAGCCCUGCCUGGCAAAUUAGUAAGAUGUCUCAUUCCUGUUAGAUAGGGAGAACCCAAAAGGAAAUGCUUCAAAAUUUUCAGAUCUGUUUUGCCUUAUUAAUCAUGAGAAAGUGAUAAUAUACAGUAUUUUUCCUUCAAUAUGAAAAGUGCAGGUAUGAUUCUAUGAUUUUAAUUUUUUCAACUUGCUCAUGUUCUUGAUAAACCUGGUUUUAUUGCACAAAGUGAUAAUUAACUGAAGAUUUAUCAUAAUGCCUAAGUGAAAAAUCGUAACAUAUUAAAAAUGUGUUUGGGUUGUUUGGUUUUUUCCUUCAUUACAACUGUAGAUAGAGUUCUUGAUCUGUUAUUGGAUGUAUUAUGUUCAACCCAUCACACAUUAUUGUUACUGUAGAAUGGGCUAGAUUUAAAUCUUACUGUGCUACAAUUAGUUAGACUAUUUAUGUAAUAUGAGAAUUACUGUGAGAAUUAUUCUUUUUUUGGUAAGAAUCCAAAACUUAUGUGAAAGAGGAAAUAGCCAUAUAUUCAGAAUAAAUGAGAGAGUAACAUGACCACAUAGAUGUUGUUGAUGGGAAAGUCCCUGCACAAUGACCCUUUUUUUCAUCUGUGUUCCACUUGCUUAGUCUUUAUUUUGGUCCAUUUCUGUUUGAAGAUGAGAGAAUCUUAUGCACAGUACUGUAUUAAACACCCACUUUACAAUAAUGAUAUAUAAUAAAUAAUUCUUAUAAAAGCAA